This is a messenger RNA of Lolium rigidum, 2625 nucleotides long. RefSeq lists its product as uncharacterized. The coding region runs from base 1372 to 2490 and encodes 372 amino acids. The transcript has 2 exons. Gene Ontology annotation, molecular function: protein binding. Lineage: Eukaryota; Viridiplantae; Streptophyta; Magnoliopsida; Poales; Poaceae. The record is from RefSeq and is a predicted model, not a curated record.
AAUCUACCCUGCACCACACACCUAUAUCCCUGAUAUGAUACAUGCAAUUCUCUCCUCUAGACACUGCAUGGCUUCUCUUGAAAAGUUUAUACUUAUAUAUGGUGUCUCUGGAAAGCCAUGAACGAUAAUCUGUUGGGCAAGAAAAUUCAUAAACCUUAAAGGUUUAUGCACCUACAUGAGCAAUUUUACAGCAGGGGUACUGGGGUAGGCUUGAUGAAGCUACUCCACUGCACCAGGAUGUACCUCAGUGCUGAUUCUGUGCCCUAGUUCUACAAUAACGAACUUCUCCAAAUUCCCAGGUUCAUUUUCAUUUUCACUGAUGUAGCAUGCAUUGGAGGCCACCAAGAUCACCGGGCGGUGCCCACUGGUAUUAAAAUCUUCUUACAAAUUGUUGGCAACAAAGAAUGUAGCUAGGUUUACAUCUCGGCUAGCUCCCGCAAUCCAAGCAGAGGCUUUGGGACUGCUCCUUGCGGCCAAAUUCAGAAAAGGGCUCUCACGGACAAUGCCACAUUGGCAGCAACUGUUGCUGCGAAAGAUCUUAUUGCUGCUCUAGGCGAUGCUAGGAGGGCUUUUCACAUCUGGAGGGAUUUCAACUUCAAAGCUCAUAAUCAAGUGCGACUUUUGGAGUCUCCCCAUGUCUCCCAUGCCGUGCAGCAGGAAAAGAAGAAACAAAGUUGAUCCCGUGAUCUUUAGAAGCACAGUGGUACCACGCUUUAGUGUCUUAUAAAUGCGCCUUUUUUCAGUGGGAGGCAACGUUCCUGUCGAUAGCGAGCGGCCUAUGGUAACUUCAUCGAUCUUAAGACAUGUCGACUCAGUCUCUAGAAGGUGGUCAUAAGGAUAAGGAUAGAAUGUGCGUGCGCCCGACAGAUGUGAGUGUAGGUACGCAUUUAUAUGUUUGAAAAAAAAUCUAUUGCGUGUAUGUCUAGCAUGUUCCAUUUAGAUAAUUCGAAAGACAAUUGCCACGAAACCGAGUCAUAACUACCUCGUUUGUCCGGAGAGAAAAGGCAACAAAAAGGGAAACCAGAGGAGUCAGCAGAUAACCCCUAUCUCACUCGACGGCGGCGUCUCCGAGGUGCAGAUCUGGGAGGGAGGCGGGGAGCUGCAGCGGCGCUGGCAGAGGUCGAUUUCUUUGGCGGCGGACCGGCAGAGGCUCAGCGUUGAUUGCGACUGGCGAUUUGGAUGCGGCGGAGAUCCGCCGGCGUGCACUGCACCACGAGAGGACCAUCCAAUCUGUGGCGUUGGCGCGGUGGCGGUUGGGGUCUACGCCCGCUGCGUCAGGUCGGAGGCGACUUCGUGUAGCUCACCUAGGAGGCUAGCUCAGAGAAGUUGCAACCUGCAAAGAUCAAGGGCCGUUGAGUUUGUGCCUCCGCCAUGUGUAGACACCAAGGUUGGGCGGACCUGCCAGAUGCCCUGCUUCAUUCCAUUAUCCCACUGUCAGGUUCCUUCUCAGACCUUCUUUCCUUCGCUGCAACCUGCCGGUCUUGGCGUGCUUCCAUCUCCUCGUAUCCACUGAAAUCUACCUUGUCAGCGCUCUUCCCUCCUAUCCUCCUCCAACCAGAUAUCCCUGUGCGUUCUCCUCAUCAUCGCCCCUUUGGCGAUAAACUUCCAUGUCAUGUCAUUGAUCUGGCCAGCCAACACUCACACCUUCGCUGCCAGAUCCCCCUAGUUAACCUUUCUACUGCAAAUAAUGAUCCCCAGAGUCCUCUGGGUAGUUUUUGUUUCAUCGGUGCUUCUUGCGGUCAUCUCAUCUUCUCCAGAAACAGAUCAUGCCUUAUUGUUGAUGCUUUUACAGGUGUUAGUGUUUCACCUCCACAGAUACCAGGCGACGAAUACACCAAGGUCUACUACGGUGCCCUCACAGCUCCUCUAGCGUCACCCAACUCACAUCUACUUGUCAGCAACGAAUCACACACUUUCGUUUGGCGUGUUGGUAGUCACUCUUGGUUGAGACCUUCUCCUUGCGAUGGAACGGUCAAGCAGAUCGUGAACUUCAAAGGCCAGGUUGUUGGCAUGAACUCUAGUCAUGCGCUCUUUGUUGCGCACUUGGGACCUAAGAUUCGCGUACAGGAAGUGUUAGUAAGUUGUGCAGAAAUGCCCACCAUAGGGAAUCUUAGCAACCUAUGUCUGGUGGCUUGUGGCGAUAAGCUUCUCUUGGUCGGGUGUCAGGGAUCAUUUCCGGCCAGAGGGGAUACCUUUGAAGUUUUCCGCCUCUACCAGUCGACUGAUAGUCCAAAGUGGGUGAAGGUAGAGGACUUGGGGAAUUGGUCGAUCUUCAUCAGCACAGACAAGCGAAGCCAGCCGUUAUCUUGCAUGAACCCAGAGAGGUGGGGCGGGAGGAGCAACUGUGUCUACUGUUAUUCUCAUGAUUCUGAACACUGGAUUGCAUUUGAGCUAGGUAGGCCUGCCUCCAAUCCAAGCAACUUUGUUUUUAUAAGCUGUGGCAGUGUAGUGCAGCCUAUGUGGGUUGUCCCCAGCAUGUUCUCCGGUUGAUGAUGUUUGUACCCCCUUUUUUUUUAUGCAUUGGCUGUUAUGUGCUUGCUGUAGCAAGUGAGCAACUUCUGCUGUAAGAGUGUGUAAGGAUAUUCUAAAAUAUCGACAUUUAUGUUGGCAUGACUCUGGUGUUGU